UAAGUUUGUCUAUUGAUUCGUCGUUUGCCCCACCGACAAGUGAGACUUUUCACUAAAUUAAUCGUUAAUUUAAGACAAACUGAGUGAAAAUCCUACCAAAAAUAUAAUAAUUUAUAUAGAGUAUUACAUUAUAGAUUAUUCUGAUUGAAUAAUGAAUAUUUGGAAGACCUAAGUAGUGGAACAGAGCGAAGCUCCUUUGGUGUCUCAUUGGCUUUCGGACUUUUCGCACGUCCUACAAUAAACAAUCAUUAGGUUUUGUGGUGAUACUGCAUCGUGAAUCGAUCGGUUAGGUCUCAUUUUGCGGAAGUGCAGUGAAUGUGGUGCAGUGCAGUGGUCUCGGUGCUGGUCGCAAUGUAUCAGUGAAGGCGGCUGCGGUGACCGACCGGAUCCGUAGCUGGGGGUGUCAUGCUGGAGACGCGGUCGGCGCGCGCCGCAGACUCGGUGUGGGCGAACAAGCCGCUGCCGGCGCCGCACGCCAUGGCCAACACGAGGCACGGGAAAAACGCACAGGACGAUGUUUGCUACGUGGUCGCUAAGUACGACUACGCGGCCCAGGGCGCUCAGGAGCUGGACCUACGUAAGAAUGAGCGGUACCUGCUGCUCGACGACUCCAAGCACUGGUGGCGGGUGCAGAACGCGCGCAGCCAGUCGGGAUACGUGCCCAGCAACUACGUCAAGAAGGAGAAACCUUCGCUCUUUGACAGUAUUAAGAAGAAGGUGAAGAAGGGGUCGGGCUCGAAGACGUUGCCGUCGAACAGUUCGCCGGUGCGCGGCGGCGGCGAGGCGGGCGGGCGGCGCGUGGAGCCGGCGGACGCGCUGGGCACCGCCGUCGUCAAGUACAACUACCAGGCGCAGCAGCCCGACGAGCUCUCGCUCACCAAGGGCACGCGCAUACUCAUCCUCGAGAAGAGCAACGAUGGCUGGUGGCGGGGACAGUACCAGGCGCACACUGGAUGGUUUCCGUCGAACUACACUAGCGAGGAGGGGGACAAUGAGGACCCCGUGCAUACGUACGCCAUGGCGGAAAAUGUGCUCGAUAUAGUGCCGUCCCCGCAGGUGGCGCUGUACUCGUUCACGUCGAACAACGAGCAGGAGUUGUCGUUCGAGAAGGGAGACCGGCUCGAGAUCAUCGAGCGCCCGCCCUCCGACCCCGAGUGGUACCGCGCCCGGGACUCGCGCGGACAUGUCGGCCUCGUGCCCAGGAACUAUCUGCAGGAACUCGCUGACUACCUCACCACGCCAUACAGCGAGGGCGGGUCUGGCGGGUCUGGUGGGUCGGGCGGGCGGCCGGGGCCGGGCGCGGCCGCGGGGCGCGCCUGGUACUACGGCGCCAUCACGCGCACGCACUGCGACGCACUACUCAACACGCACGGACACGACGGAGACUUCCUCAUACGAGACUCGGAGACCAACGUGGGCGACUACUCGGUGUCGCUGAAGGCGCCGGGGCGCAACAAGCACUUCCGCGUGCACGUGGAGGGCAGCCUGUACUGCAUCGGGCAGCGCAAGUUCCCGACGCUGGAGCAGCUGGUGGGCCACUACCAGCGCGCGCCCAUCUACACCAACAAGGCGGGCGAGAAGCUCUACCUCGUGCGGCCGCUGCCCAAGGCCACGCAGCCCUGCUGAGCGGCCCGCGCCCCUCCCGUCAUACGUUUUGUACGCCCGUGUCCACUAUUUACUCGUUGAAACUAGUUCAGAGCUUCCGUGUAUGCAUUGUCAAUUUUGUACGAAAUUUUGUAUCCAGGCUCCGCACGCUCGAUCGGAUCCGACCGCCGUUAGUGAGGGUUUUGCACGAAAGUAGUCGAUUAAUCGAGUCGAACGGAUUCCACUGUCCGCAUCACUCAAUAGUACAACGUAGCCCCGAGGAAUCUGUUCGCGACGAACGUAUUGUACUGUGACGAUGUAACUCAGCAUUGAAGCGACGUCUAAACUUAUUACUACAAUAACAAAACCAAAAAUUGGCUUCUUUAUCUCUAUUAGUGUUUAAUAACAAUUUAUAUCAUAUUAUUUAGGUAAGUUCUAUAGUGUAAUUUUAUAAUGAGUUAUAGUUAAACUGUGUUUUACGCAUAUUAUAAUCGAUUGUGUCGCGUGCCACGUGUCCGAGGUCCGCGCGGAUAUAUUGGUGGACGCUCCGGGGCAUGUGAUGUAUAACUAAAUAUACACUGAUGCAUAUGUUGUGAUGUUUGGCUAAGUAAGAUAUAAUGUAAGUCAUGAUCAGGGAAAAUCGUGGAAUGUGUCGGGCUGAGGAGUUAUUGUAAGUGAGUGGGAAUUUUGUAAGAAUUUUAUAUCGCGCUUAACGUUUUGAGGACGGUGUUGCGGCCGACAGCCAUUUGUUACUGUACGGGUUUGUAUAGUAACACGUUAUUGUCUCCCAACUACAUUGUGAGAUAUCUAGAAUUCAAUUUCGUGAUAAACAACUUUUUUUUUUAAUAAAUUUCCAAGUCUCGAGUCUUGCAAGGACUUCAAAAGUAUUAAAACGACAUUCCUUAUUUUAUAACAUUAGCCCGGCUCCGCCUGUCUGCCGCAACAAGUCCGGUCGCGCGGCGGUCCGGAAUAUAUCGGCCGCGCGGUCGCACCAACUGUAUAAGUCUGACUAGUGGAAUCGCGUAGUCAAAUAUAUCAAUCAUAACAAUAUUCCUACGUUUUAGUCUUUACGACAACGAAUUAGGUAACACUUGGUUGGUACCACGCCAAUUUGAACUUAAUCUUUCGAGUAACACAUGACAAAAUGCAAUAAGACACAUAUUUAUCUAACUGGAAUAUUAAGAUGGUAAAUGGUUUCAAGUGUAGUCUUGACUGAGUAAUAUAACUAAACAAAAUCAGCUUUAAUACGACAACGGGUAAGUUCAAACUGGUGUGGUGGGCAUGGAAUCUCAAAGGGUUGAUUUCCACUGAGGUGACAAUCGCUAGUCAAUAUUAUACGCCGACAUCACAAUCAACUCUCACUCUUAUGUUACAGUUUUAUUUAUUUUUAUAAAACUUGGUGUGCGCAAUCUGUCCGGGUGAUGUGACUAUGACAUUGUGUGAAUUAAACUCCAGUCACAUAUUGUAUACAUCUAAUAUUUGUAUGUGAUUAGUGUAAGUAUAAAUUUUUUAUGCAAGUAGGAGCGUGUGAACUGUGGAACUAUGGAGAUGAUAAUGUGGCAGAAAAACGACGCAUUAUUGAAUAUGAUGUGCAUUACAUACAUCACACUGAGCAUACGUCGCGCCAUGCACGACAUGCACGACACACAGUCCGUGCACGCUGCCAGUAUGCAGUGGCCAGUACUGGCCGCUGAUGUACCGGCGGGCGGCGACGUCUGCCACGUAAUGCAGUGGACUGUAGCAACUGUAGAUAAUUAUGUACUCUGAUAUUUCUCGGCGAUAAUUCUAUUGUAGGUACGUGACUUGGAAUUUGUUAUAAUUAAGUGGAAUUAAGGGUUGUACGUUAUGUAUUAUAAAUUAUUUAAUUACCAUCACCCCCACACGUUGCGCGCACGAUUUGCAAUUCGAUCCACUUGUAAAAAUAACAAAGGCAGCUUGAUUGUUGUUUUAUACAAAUUAAUAAUUGUUUAAUAAUAAUAAUAUAUUAAUUUCGUAAUGUAGAUACCAAUAUUUAAAUUAAAAUGCGAAUCACAUUCAACGAUUAUUUUUAAGUUGAACCUUGACAUUCUGAGUUGUAGCUUCUGUACUGACUGUAGUGAUGUACUGUCCAGUAACGUCGACGACACUCCACACGGAAAGUAUUAACUAAAUAGCUUUUACACAGGAACAUUUAUUUUUGUAUGGACUUUUUUAUUUUACACAUUGACAGUUGAUGAUGCACCAAGUGUAGAGAAUUUUGUAUGCGAAAACUUAGCGAUAAGGUUAGGUUACAUGUAACACUGUAUGAUACGUGAUUGAGGGUGUUUUCCUCCGCUGUCUAUGGUUUCUACGCGUGUGUGAACGAUUAUUUGCAUUUAUAUUAGUAUAGUAACGCGUUACAAAUACCAUAAACAUUACUAAUCUGAGAUUAAUAUUAUAACCGAUGACGUUUUAAUGUAAAAGGGAACUGCUUUGUUUAAUUCGUGAUUAAAAUUAAUUACUAGUAUAAUAUUAAACUUACUGGUCUCAGUUGCUAAAUUCAUGCUAUUGCCAAAUUAAGUUGAAGGAAUACGGCCUUUUCACUUGAUAUUCUCUUUGGAUAAUUUGUAUGGAAAACAUCCUUGAGACGACGAUGUCUCCCGACAUUGACGAUGCACUAUUAAUUAAUUACAUGUGAUCAUUUUGAGAUAUGACUACUGUCUACACUUUGUGUACAAGAUAAGAUUAGUUUUCAUGUAUCACAUACUCUGUAUCAAAUUAUAUUUCUAGUUUAGAAAGUUGCUGCUAUUUGUUUAUGUUACAAAAUCUUCUUCUUCUCACUCCAAUAAGAUGCUAACUAGUACAGUUUCUCUGUCGUACACAGACGGUGUUUGUGUCGAAAGUCAUAUCUCAAAACGCACUGAUCGUAAGUUACUAGAUCUUUUUGAUGUAUUUAAUACGUUUUAUACUCAAUAAUGUAAUUAGAAAUAAAUGCGAGGCAAACUCAGUGUAGAGAUGUAUUAUUAAAAUCGCAAAACGUACCGCGACCGCAAGUUUUGAGUCAUUUGUUUUUUUUUGAUAAAAAUAUUGAAAUUCAUUGGCGCAUUGACCUAAUUCUAUACACAAUAUGCACCUACUUAACGGACAAAAGUAAUAACUGGUCUAAAUUUUGUGAGGUCAAAUUUCCUCCUCUAAAGUCUUCCUAGAAUGUUGCAGCAUUUAUUGGAUGCAAGCACAAAGUAGCGACAAGCACGGGAUUUACAUUUAAGAUGGUCAUAUUGAAUUGUUUCGAAAACUAGUGUCAUGAUUUGUAUGUUAAUUAAAAUGUCUAUUGACGGGCAAAUGGUAAAUGAAUUGCGAAUGAGAAAAUAUAGUGCACUAACUUUAACAAGCUUUAUAAAAUAAACAUUGCCAAACUUAGGAAGGAAUUAAAGCCGACUUUACAUUCCUGAAGCUUUUUAUAAUAACACUUGCGACGAUUAGCUUAAAAUUUAAGUAUUGGGUACUAAAGUACCGCCCUACCAGUUUCUCAAAAAUUGACUAAAUACAUUACUGUAUCUAACGUUUUAAUAGUAUCUAGGUAUAGAUUAUAGAGUGAUUCGGUUUUUUUAUUUUUAUAUUGCUCAAAGUAUAUUAUUUUAUAUUUGUAUUUGCGAACUUGUGUUUGUAAGUUUUUGUGAAUGUAUAUUAUCCGAUGUAACGAGCCAAUGUAAGUGCAGUAUGUAAUGUUUAACAAUAAUUUAUUUAUUAAUUUGCA
Messenger RNA from Spodoptera frugiperda (fall armyworm), 5299 nucleotides. It is a transcript of the gene dock, whose product is annotated as cytoplasmic protein NCK1. The transcript has 7 exons. The record is from RefSeq and is a predicted model, not a curated record. Gene Ontology annotation, molecular function: protein binding. Lineage: Eukaryota; Metazoa; Arthropoda; Insecta; Lepidoptera; Noctuidae. The coding region runs from base 406 to 1626 and encodes 406 amino acids.